Molecule: messenger RNA, 4227 nt
Organism: Plodia interpunctella (Indianmeal moth)
Lineage: Eukaryota; Metazoa; Arthropoda; Insecta; Lepidoptera; Pyralidae
Exons: 11
Coding region: 346-2673 (775 amino acids)
Source: RefSeq, a predicted model, not a curated record
ACCAAUUAUGUCAUUUAGAAUUGGCUUGUGGACGUGCAUUUUGCUUGCUGUUUUGGGCAUGAAAAUAAAAUUAGCGCUAGCGGUAACACGCCUUAAAUCGUAUUAAAGAAACUUAAUAUUCUCAAAUAUCUUAAUCUAUUUUGAAGUGGUAUUAUUCAUUUAUUUAUAGGGAGUCAAGCCUAUGUUUGUCAAAUCCGUGUCCUACAUUUCAGUAUUUUUUUCUCAAAUGGAAGAAAGUCUCGUACAGAGUGUAUUUUUGUUUAAAGGAGUGACUUAAAUGAUACUAUUGGAAUGGAAUGUUUAGGAAUAUUCCAUCUGUUUCCUAAUAACUAAGAAACUGUAAUAAUGUUUUCUAUAAUAGAGUUGGCUUUGAGUGUGGGGGUUCUUGUGACACUUAUAACAGCACUCUCAGCCUGUGUUUGUGGCUGCAAGAACUCAAAUCAGAAAAGUGAGUUGGUGGGUACUGCCGGUGUAGUUAAAAUUCGUUUUGAUGAGGAGGUACCGUCGCCUACUCCAACCACUCCGGCAUCUGUCAAGCGGGCGUCGACUCAGAACAACCAGCGCAGCUUGCCCGAGAUACCGCACCCUGUCGGAAGGCACGACAGUGGAGACACCGCUUCUGAAAUAUAUGCUACUGUCAACUUGGAUGAAGGUAACAAAGCGCCUGUAGUCGCGUCCACGAGUAGGGAGCACCCGUACGAACAUGCAUACGCUAAACUUCAGAAUGAGUCUCAUAAUAUAACUGUUGAAAUAACGCCAGAUCAAAGAUCUGAGGAUGAAAUCCAAAUUGAUGAGCGCGAAGCGACGCAGUCCGGCCCAGAAUCGGUAAUGAUAUCAGCGUCGGUGGCCAUCAGCGGGCAGCUGCCGUCCAGCCAGGAGUUGCCGUACAUCACGCCGCCAUCGCCGCGCCACAGGGACACGCCCGCUCACUUCAGCGGCGACUCCACCGACUCUGCCAAGGGAUAUACGAGCAUAUCAGUUCGCGAGCCGCUAAGCAACAUUCGCGCGCAGAGUGUGAAGCCGCCGACUCAGCCGCACUACGCCACCGUGUCUGAUGACUCGGAUGAAAUGUACGCAGCGAUUGAAGAAGCCUCCGCCGCGGGGUCGGAGACCUACGCCCAGAUCCGGCCCGCCCCCGCGCCCGCGCCCGCCCCCGCCCCCGCUCCCGCCCAGCACGAGCCCGCCGCCCAGUCUGUCAGAAGAAGCGCCCCGCCAGAAGUGGGAACUUCUACUCUCAACAACGCGAUGCAUUCGCGACAGGCGUCAACAUCGUCGUGCUCACUGUCGGCGGGCGCGCUGGGCUCCCCCAAGCCUGAGAAGCGGCAGGCCAACUCCCCGCUGCCGCCGCCGCCGCCCCACACCCCGCACCCGCCGCACCCGCCGCACCCGCCGCACCCGCCUCAUCCGCCUCAUCCGCCGCACGCCGCGAGAACGCAGCACCAACGGAUAUCUAGUACAGGCGAUCUUCACAGCAACGACAAGCUACGUCGCAGCCUAAACGAAAAACACCAACGAAACAACAGCUGCGUGAGUUCCUCAGACUUCUAUGGUUGCAACUACCCCGUGGAGAAGCACCGCUUCAGCUCUGGGGACCUCAUCCGGCCGCUCGUGGCCAAGGAGCUCCACUUCGACAUCGACAGCAAGGACCAGCGCAACCUCUACAACUCCAUCGACGGCCCCAACUGCAGCGACUACUCCUCCGACCUCAACAACAGCGUCACCUCCGAACGACCCACUGAAAGCCCCUCCAGAAACCUCGAAGAAAUGUACGCCAAAGUCCACAAGAAAAAAGGAAAGGACGACCCAAUCAGAAGGUCCAAAGAUCUCACGACCAACGAAGACAAUCUUGCCCCCAAGUUCCGCGGCGACGACCCCGGCUACGAAACCAUAGACAGAAAAAAAUCCGUCAACCACGGGUACGAAACCAUCGCUCACAAAGAACGCAAGAUAUCACAAAACCAAGACCCCGGCUACGAAACCGUUAAAGAUGUCAAUAAGUCGAACUUUUCUAACAACAAUAUGUUGAAACUCAACGCGGCCUUGGACAGCGGACCUAACAGCUUCAUCAGCAGUGACCACGGGUACGAACACAUCUCCAAGACUGACAACAACGCUUCAGACUCCGAUCCCAACUAUGAAGUGUUACGGAAUCAACCAUCAACCCCGCCAUAUGCCACUAUAGCGCCUAACUAUAAAAUGCAACCGACCUAUUCCACUGUCUCCAAACGGCCGUCAAAAUAUAACAACUGGCCCGGGAACAACAACGAGGAAACGAAUUCUAUAAUUGAACCAAAUUACGAAUCGAUGCCGCACGAUCCAUUAUACACGACGGGCAGCGAAUCAGAUCCGAACUAUGAAUCUGUACGGCCGAAAGACCCCAAUUAUGAAAGUGUUAGCACGCAGGAUCCCAAUUACGAGUCCUUGCGGUGUAAAGAUCCGAAAUACGAGUCGGUGAGGUCGAAAGACCCCAUGUAUGACUCUGUAAGAUAUAAGAAAGAUCCAAAUUACGAGAGCGUGAAGUAUUUCGAGUUGGCGAAGAAGGAGCCGCUGUAUGACGAUGUGUCCGUGAAGCGCUCGGACUCCGCGGCGGGCGCUGAGCGCGGGGCUCCCUCGCAGUCCAAAUCCAGUAUUAACGGCGGCGACGCCACCGUCAGCGAUUACUUUCAAGUCUAAUCAACAAGAUUUCAUAGACAAAAUACAGUAUGAGCUAUUAAUUUGAAAGCAGCCAAGAGAUUGUGCUUGUAUUCAUUUUUUUAUCCAUAGAAUAGAUUCGCAGUGUUUAAUACCUCUUCGACAGGAUAUUACAAAUAAUAUCUCCUUAGGUAUCUGUGAUAUAUAUAUUAUGAGUGUGGUUUGAACGUUAUUUUUAUUGUUAUUUGAGUACAUUUAGUAUAAAAAUGUGCUGCAUAGGCGAAAAUGUUUUAUAGCCUAUGUUGUGUCUGCAAUCUCCAUUGAUUAGUGUGUUCAUAACUAUUUAAAAUAGUUCGUAUGCUUAUGUAUGUGCUGUAUACCACGUGUACAAAAUCUAGAAUGUACAUAUUUUUUGCUAUUAGGUAAUUUAUUGUAACUUAAUUACAUAUAAAAUCGAAAAAUAUAUACGAGUAGGCAACGUUUCUGUUAGAUGUGAUGCUCUUCAGAGCAGUAUGUAACGUAAAUUGGCGUGAGUAUAUCUAACUUGAAAUAUAAUUAUAAGACUGUUUUAACUCUUUGAUUCAAUCACAUCGCACGUCGAUAGAGCACAUUAUAUUAAGAUUAUUAUAAUUAUGUAUCAAUAACAAUUGCAAAUGACCAUUCCUUAAACUUUGGACAACACACUACCUCAUUUUAAAUUUCCUCGCCGUAUGUAUAUGUAGAUGUGAUUAUUUUCAAAGAUUAAAAACAUUUUGUUUCAGCUUUAGUUACACCUUUUGUAUAAAGUUUUUAUUAUUGUUAUGUUUAUUUUGUUGUGACUAUAUUAUAAGUUAAGAAAUAAGAAAUUCGGUGUCAUAACUUUACUGGUGAGAAACGAUUUAUUGUAGUACCUGAGUACCAGCAGCACUUGGGGAUUACACAACCAGUGCCGUUUCAUAUUUUUUAUCUUAGAAAAUUUAUUGAACUAUAUAAUAUUUUUACAAAUCAAAAGUUGAACACGGCAUUUAAUAUUAUGAAGUAAUUUAGCUCGAUUGUCUACUUUAAAACUUUUACAAACGAGGUAUUAUUUUUUAAUAUACCUUUUAUAAUCUACCUUAUAUUCUUUGUAAUUAGUAGUAUUGCAAUCAAUUUGUAUGUUUUGAUCAUUACAAAAAUCAUGAGAUGUAAAGAAACAAAUUGUAAUCAAAGCCCAUGCGAAAUUAAAUGGAAUUCAAUCAAUGUGGAAUAUUCACCGCGAUGAAGUUUAGUAAUUUCUGGUGCUAUGAAAUGAAUGUCAUUAUUUCAAUAUUUAUCAAAAUGUACAGAAAGUGUUAUCAAAAACCUUUUUGCAUAAAAGUAUUAUUUUACUACAAUAAGUGCUUCAUAAAAGCCUUUUUAUAUACUUUAAUAAUGAUUUAGUGAUAAUAUGAACACCACUUUAAGAUAUCUAUUGUCACUUAUCUGUGUAACUGUAAAUAUAUCUAAUUAUACUAAAUUUGUAAUAAAAAUAUAUGUAAUUCAACAUGUACUUCUAUACACAAAGCAAAAUCCAUUCCAUAUUUAUUAAUAGAUUCAAUGGCUAAAUUAUCUAAAGAAAUAAAAUAUGCCAUAAAUAAA